Messenger RNA from Aphanomyces astaci, 279 nucleotides. RefSeq lists its product as hypothetical. NCBI's taxonomy places the organism in Eukaryota, Oomycota, Saprolegniomycetes, Saprolegniales, Verrucalvaceae. The record is from RefSeq and is a predicted model, not a curated record. The transcript has 2 exons. Bases 1 to 279 code for a protein of 92 amino acids.
AUGGUGGGCAAGGACGCCUUGUUGGCAUCGUGGCGCAUGAGUUUAAACGUGAGUGAACAGGUCGUUGUCGACGGAAAACGGCUUCGGGUGGAAAGUGAUGGCCUUGACCGUCUCAAAGCUGUGGAGUCCCGCGGCUUUGCACACGCGCACAAUGCACAUACUGCACAUAAGACGACGUUUGCGUUUGUCUCGAUCGCCACGGACGCCACCCAACGGUCCAAGUACUUGAGCACGAUUCUGCGUGUGCCGUGGAAGUACCAGCACAUGAGCCGCGUCUAG